UCUCAGUUGAACAAACUGAGAGUUGGCAGGAGAGGACAAAAAUAGAAAUUUGGAUAAAGAAAAUAAGAAAGAAUAUCUUGAAGGAGCCUGAAGGACAGCCAUCAGCCACCCAAGGACGUCAAAAUGAGUGACAAUACCUCUUUGGUCCCCCCAGCUUUAAACCAGGGUCCCACCACUCCACGCAAAGGGCCCCCCAAGUUCAAGCAGAGGCAGACUCGCCAAUUCAAGAGCAAGCCUCCUACAAAAGGUGUGAAAGGGUUUGGAGAUGACAUUCCGGGCAUGGAAGGGCUGGGGACAGAUAUCACAGUGAUCUGCCCCUGGGAGGCAUUCAGCCACCUGGAAUUGCAUGAGCUUGCUCAGUUUGGGAUCAUCUGAGGCACUAGGGGUUCUGCCACUCUCAACAGCAUCUGCUGUAACUUUGAUUGCUUUUGCCCUGUUGAUUUUGCCCUAUUGAGUCUUGAAGCUCAGUCUUGUUCGGAAGUGGUUUCUUUGACUUACAGUCAUUUCCUGUAAGUAACUACUAAGAGUUCUCUGAAUAUCAGACUCUCUCAUACAGUAUAUUUUAGCUCAGAAUAAUGCGUGAAAAUCAAAUUUAGUUAGGGCAUUUUAAACUCUACCACCUUUUCCUAUCAGCUGGUGAGAAGUAAUCAAUAUUGCUCUAAAUUUUGUUUAUUUAUUAAGUUGUUCAAAUCUGUUUUUUGCUAGGCAUUCUUCAUGAUUAGUAGUAGGCUUUAAAAAUCUCAUGUCACUCUCCUUCCUUUCUCAUUUAAUAAAAAAGAUAUUUACCUUGA
Artibeus jamaicensis (Jamaican fruit-eating bat) is the source of this 791-nucleotide messenger RNA. RefSeq names its product phosphodiesterase 6H (gene PDE6H). The transcript is spliced from 4 exons. Gene Ontology annotation, molecular function: cGMP binding; 3',5'-cyclic-nucleotide phosphodiesterase activity. Bases 124 to 375 code for a protein of 83 amino acids. NCBI's taxonomy places the organism in Eukaryota, Metazoa, Chordata, Mammalia, Chiroptera, Phyllostomidae. Gene Ontology annotation, cellular component: photoreceptor outer segment membrane. The record is from RefSeq and is a predicted model, not a curated record. Gene Ontology annotation, biological process: positive regulation of G protein-coupled receptor signaling pathway; visual perception; positive regulation of epidermal growth factor receptor signaling pathway.